This is a messenger RNA of Cannabis sativa, 375 nucleotides long. RefSeq lists its product as uncharacterized. Lineage: Eukaryota; Viridiplantae; Streptophyta; Magnoliopsida; Rosales; Cannabaceae. The coding region runs from base 1 to 375 and encodes 124 amino acids. The transcript has a single exon. The record is from RefSeq and is a predicted model, not a curated record.
AUGAAGAAAAUAUCUUAUUGUGGGGAAUCUCUCCAAGCAUGGGGGCGAGACUAUACAAGCAAUUUUAAGCAAAGGAUUGGACAUUGCAAGCGGGAAAUCCAGCACUGGAAGAAAGGGUGUGAUGAUAUAUCUAUUCAAAAGUUUCGAGAGGCUGAACUGAAUUUUAGUGAAGUUAUGAACCAACAAGAAGUGUUCUGGCGCCAACGCUCUAAACAAUUGUGGCUUCAAGAAGGAGAUAGUGACAGUAAGUACUUCCAUGCUAAAGCUACUUCUAGAAAGAAGCAUAAUACUAUAAUUCGACUUAUGAAUGAUGUGGGUGACUGGGUUACUUGGGAGGAUGAGUUACCGAAUGUUAUGGUUGCAUUAUUUCACUAA